AUUUCCCCAAUUAAUCCCAUAUUUCCUUAAAUUCCACAUCAAAAAAUGUCUGUUGACCAAAAGUCAAAUCUCAUCUUCAUUCCAUUCCCUGUAAUAAGCCACCUAGUGGCGGCGGUGAAGGCGGCGAUGCUCCUCUCCAAUCGAGACGAACGCCUAUCGGUCACAAUCCUCGUCAUGAAACUGCCUAUCGACACCAAGAUCGAUUCCUACACCAAGAACACCCAAGAACUCUCGUAUAUCAACUUCUUACAUCUACCCGAAAACGAGUCCGUUACUAACGAGUUGACGACGCAGCCUCCCAAACAAUUCGGGGCUGGCUUCAUCGAGAGCCAAAAGGUCCUUGUCCGAGAAGCUGUAUCCGAGAUAUUGAAGGGUUCGAUUAGGGUAGCCGGAUUUGUAGUCGACAUGUUUUGUACUACCAUGAUUGACGUGGCCGAUGGAUUUAAUGUCCCGAGUUACGUUUUCUUCCCAUGCGGUGCGGCGACUCUUGGGCUGAUGUUCCACCUUCAGUCUAUGAACGACGAUCACGGCCAGGAACCGGCAGUUUACAAAGACACGGAUGUUGUCGUGUCUGUUCCGACGUACGUCAACCCUGUUCCCGCUAGGGUGUGGCCCGAUUUAGUAUUCAAAAAGGACAAUGGUGACUAUUUCCUCAAUCUUAUGAGGAAGUUUAGACGUGCCAAAGGGAUUAUCGUAAACACAUUUCUUGAAUUCGAGCCCCACGCGGUUAGUUCACUCUCUCGAGAUGAGAAGAUCCCACCGGUUUACCCUAUCGGGCCAAUAGUACAAGAAGAAAACGAUGAAAACGACGAAAUAGUAAUCGGGUGGCUAAAUGAGCAGCCCGAUUCGUCUGUCGUUUUUCUCUGCUUCGGUAGCAGGGGAAGUUUCGAUUCAGAUCAGGUGAAGGAGAUCGCAGUGGCACUGGAAAACUGCGGCCGUCGGUUUCUGUGGUCGUUGAGAAAGCCGCCUCCGAAGGAGAAAUUCGAGUUUCCGGGGGAGUACAAAGAUCCCGGAGAAGUGUUGCCGGAAGGGUUCUUGGAGCGGACGGUGGGGAUUGGAAAGGUGGUCGGGUGGGUCCCACAGAUGGCCGUUCUGUCGCACCCUGCAGUGGGAGGGUUCGUGUCCCACUGCGGGUGGAACUCGACGCUGGAGAGCGUGUGGUGUGGGGUACCGAUGGCGGUGUGGCCUUUAGCUGCCGAGCAGCAGGUGAAUGCGUUCCAGUUGGUUAAGGAGUUUGGUAUGGCGGUUGAGAUUAAGAUGGACUAUAGGAAGGAUAGCAACAUGAUUGUCGAUGCGGAGAUCAUUGAAAAGGCGAUCGAACGGUUGAUGGACCCGGAGAAUGGGAUCCGAGGUAAGGUGAAGGUGUUGAAAGAGAAGAGUCGAUUGGUGCUCUUGGAAGGAGAGUCGUCAUGCAAUUUCUUGGAUCGUUUGAUUGUAGAUAUUAUGGCCAACGUAUCUAGUACCAAGUAA
Messenger RNA from Erythranthe guttata (spotted monkey flower), 1470 nucleotides. RefSeq names its product anthocyanidin 3-O-glucosyltransferase 2. Gene Ontology annotation, molecular function: UDP-glucosyltransferase activity. NCBI's taxonomy places the organism in Eukaryota, Viridiplantae, Streptophyta, Magnoliopsida, Lamiales, Phrymaceae. The record is from RefSeq and is a predicted model, not a curated record.